Molecule: messenger RNA, 8082 nt
Organism: Chlamydomonas reinhardtii
Lineage: Eukaryota; Viridiplantae; Chlorophyta; Chlorophyceae; Chlamydomonadales; Chlamydomonadaceae
Exons: 6
Coding region: 254-7135 (2293 amino acids)
Source: RefSeq, a predicted model, not a curated record
ACAAACGGUCAUACGCAAAACAAGUUCUGGACCUGAUUGCGAACAGCGCUGCCCUUUUGACUUCUCGGCAUUUGUGUUUCCCCUCCUUCCCGAGCGCAUUGCUCCAGCUAGAACUCGAAUUGCAUAUGCUGUACACUCAAUAGGCGAAUGUUUCAGUUAUUCGCAGCUGCAAGCGCAUUUGGUUCCCAAGCGCAGCUCGCGCUUCGGACGCUGAGGGAUUGCUUAUGACGUCGCAUUGGGGCUGGCCGUAGACAUGGCUUGGGAGCCGGGUCGAGGGGGCGCCGAGGACCGCUUGCUGCUGUCGGACCCUUACCGGCGAAGCCCAGCAGCGGCCGGGCGCCAGAGCCAAGCGCCCCCAGGUGGCACGAGCUCGCCUACGAGGCCGGUGCGGGCGGGUGGCUAUGCGUCCAUGGCCCAAACACGCGUGGGCGCCACGCCUGGUCGCGGCGCUUCCGCCUCAGCGGCACCGGCGCAGGCACGCUCCAAGACACCGGGGGCUGUUCGUCCUGGCCUUGCUGGUGCAGCAGGGCUGUCCGCAACCACGGCCGCCGCCAGUACCCGGCGGGCACAGACGCCGCCGUCCCGCUUGGCUGCGACUGCACCCUCGCGCACGACGUAUGUAGGGGCUCCGACCAGCACGGCGCAGCGGUUGGCCGUGCCGCAGACAGCUGCUGUGCCUCAGCAAGCUGCAAUCCGCACGCCACCCAGUGUACGCAGCCGCAGUAGGAGCCCAUACGCCAGCGUGCCAAGCAGCGGCUACGGCCGUGCGGCGGGGCCUGGGCGCGUGGCCUCACCAGGGCCCGCGCCUACGAGAGCACCGCGGCAAACGACGUCAGCGACUUCAACCAGCCGCGGCGUGACCUCUUCUGGCUACGGCAGGAGCCCUUAUGCAGCUGCUAGCACGACAACGCGCACGCCUGGAUUCACGGCCGCAUUCGGCGCUGGGCAGCGGGCCGGCAGCACUGGGCCGGCUCGAGCGGGGCCGGGCACAGCACGCGGGACGGGCGCCCUCCAGCCGACAGGGGGCCGCAAUGAUAACUGGCUGACUUCUUACCAAAGGUCCUCCCAAGACUUCAUCGGCCAGCUCCAGGUUUUGCUGGGACAGGUUGACCCUGCAUCCCUGGAGGCGGAGGCCCGGGCUGCACCGCAGGCGCCUGCAGCGCCGCCGUCGACGUGGCUGUCGCAGCAGCCCGAGGCUGCGGUUGCGGCGCCCGCGCCCUCGCCGCCUGGGUCAGCGCUAGCAGGCAGGAAGGCAGGUGUGGGUUCGCUGGCCGCUCUCGCCAUGUCCUUGGACAAAGAGAUAGCAGAACUGCUCGGUAGCGACGCCCCCAUACGGCCGGCACAGCAGCCUGCGGCGGCGCAGCAGCCAAGGACGCCAAAUCUGGCCUCUGCACAGCCGCAGGCACAUGCACAGCCACUGCUGCCGCCACGCGCAUCCGCCCAGCCUGUGCAGGCGCAGUCGACGCAGCAGCAGACACCCAUGCAAUCCAGCAUGCCUUCACCUGUUCCCAAGCUGACUCCUAGCUCAACAACAGCAGCUGCGGACAAGCUCGCAGACAUCCUUCGCGAGUUCAGCGGCACAGGUGCUGGCGCAGCACCAGUGUCUGCUUCCGGCGCUGGGCCAUCCGAGCGGAGCACCAGUGCUAUUACCGCAGGCAGGCUAGGUGAACCACGUGCAGCGCCUGCGCUACCAACGAUGCCCACAGCAGCCGCUGCCGGGACAGGGCCUGGCGCGGAUUCGGGUGCUGAUCCUGUGGGGACAGUAACGACCGCAGCAACUGUGGCAGCCGGGGUGGCGGCAGCGGCGCCGGUGUCAUUGCCACCAGGCGCUGUCGGAGAGCUCUGGAGCGUUCUGCAGGCCAGCAAGCAAAAUGCAGCACGGCUAGCAGCAGAUCUGAAGGCGGCGCAGCAGGAGGCAGAGGAAGCCAAAGAGAGGCAACAGGAGGCAGAUGACCUUGCCCGCAUGUUCCAGUCGCAACUGCUGACGCGGCAGCAGCAGCUGUCGUCCUGGACAACAGCCAUGGUUGAGAUGCAGGAGAGGGAAGCGUCCGCAAAGGAGUUGCUACGCACUGCGCAGGACCGCUGCACACAGCUAGCACAGCAGGCGAAGCAGGCGCAGCAUGUGGCUGUCACUGCGCAGUUGCGGCUGGAGCGGAUACUGGCAGAUCAGCAGAAGCAGCAGAAGGAGAUGCAGAGUCUCCGGGAAGCGGCCACGCAUGCUGCGAGUAUCCACGGCUCACCUGCGAGUACUUGGCCACGGCCAUCCGCACGGUCACGGCCGUCUCAGACCGGGUGUGAACAGGAGACGGACGCUGCUGGAUCCAGUGCGGGCGGUGCAUCAUCAUCUGCUACUCAUCAGGCUGCUCUGGACUUGCGGAGCCUCCGGGCUGACAUGGCGGCCGCGCAGUCCCGGGCUACCCGUGCAGAGCUAGAGCUGGCCGUCGCUCGCAACCGGGCCAUUAUGGCGCAGCAGGAGCUGGCGGAGGAGGAGGAGCGCGCGCGCCGUGCCGCCACUGCGACGGGCGCCGCUCAGGAGGAGCUGGAGCGCACCCGGGCGGCACUGGAGCUGAUGGGUCGCGAUCACGACCGCCUGCGUGCCCAGCUGGAGGAGAUGCGGCAGCAGCUGCGCGCUCGUGACGAGGCGGAGGCUCGAAGGGCCACCGAGGCGGCCGUGCAAGCAGCAAAGGCGGCGGUGUCGACGCUCGUGGCUGCUGAAUCGCGGGGACAUGCGGUGCCCCGGAGCUCCGACAGCCCCACCAGCGCCAGCGGCACCAUGCUCCUGCCGAUGGGUGGUGCCGGUGGUGGAUGGGGUGCGGGCUCAGCAGGCGGUGGCACGAACAGUCCACUGCUUAACACGUUGUUGUCCACCGGUGACAUGGUGGCGCAGGGCUCUGCAACAGUCAGUGGAUUGGCGACAGAGCCGGUGAGCCACGGUUUCCUGCACCACCACCAUCACCACCAGCAACAACAACAGCAAUUGCUCCGCCCGCACCCUCACCUAUCAUCCCUGGAGCGACCCGAUCGGCCGUACAACCAGCGACAGUCCAUCUCGCCACCACAGCACCAGCAGCAUUCUGCACGGACCGGUGUUCAGGACGCCGCGCCGAGUGGCAGAGGCGGCCCGGGUCCUGUGUCAGGCGGAGUCAGCAUGCUGACCCUCACCCAGUUCAGGGCCGGUGCGGAGAAGGGCUCGUGCGGUACGCGGGAUACCCCGGAGGUCAGCAGUAUCAGCUAUGGCCAUCAAAACCUGCUCGGCAGCGUCAGCACCAGCUCCAGCAGUGCCGGAGGCAGUGGUGGGGGUGAUGACAGCGGCCGCGGCAGCACAACGGCCGUGAUGGCGCGGCUGGGUGCAGCCGCAGCUGCUGCGGCGGCGCAAAAGCAGGGUCCGGCUGCGCGAAUGGGGCAGGAGCCGGAUGCUGGCGCUGGUGCGGAUGCGGUCGCAGCCGGUGACAGGGCAAUCGUCGAGGACAGGUCACAUGCGGCUGCAGCGGGCCAGCCGCGAUCGCAGGCAGUCCCGCCGAUGCCAAUGCUGGGACCGACUUGGAGCAGCCGUCGGAACUCGCUUCUGCUGCUCGUGCCUGCUGACUUGCCGGGCGGCGAAGCAGGGCCGCCGUCACGCUACAGCAGCCAGCGCCGCCCCAGCGCUGCACUCCAUGCCCGCAAAUCGCAGGAGGAGAUGCAGUCGCCCACGCCCAGGCCCAGCGGUGCGACGGCUGUGCACGGCCGCCCUAGCUCGAACGGCAAGGCCGUCGUGGCGGCAGACGACAAUGGCCCAGGCGGCGAGGUGCACCAGUCUGCAGGAAUCCACGGCCCAAGGGCGCGCUCUGCUGCUGGCUUGAGCGGUCGCGGCAGUGUGGAGGGCGACGGCGGCUGUGCAUCCAGCCUUCGGCCCGCUCUUGGUGUACACCAGAGCAUGGUGCACAGGCCGCGCCACCUGGUGUCGCCGCCGCGCCGUGCCAGCAGCCAUGACCACCAGGCGCCCGCGCAUACGGUGGCCGCAGGCGGCGUGGCGCUUGCUGCGGGCGGCACCGUGUCCGGUCAGGAGGGCAUGCAGUCAAGCAGUCCGUCCGCAGUGCGCGUCAGCGCCGAAGCCGUCGCCGUAACGUCCGGAGGCCUGGCAUCGCUGUCCGUGGGCACACGGCGGGCCAUGCGGAUGCUGCUAGACGCCAGCUGCACCAGCGGCGGCGCUGGCGGCGCGCGCAGCAGCACAAGCAUCAGCGUUGCCGGCGGCCUGACGGACGAAAUGGUGCCGCUAUCUCGUGCGCCCUCCAGCGCGCGGCGCAGGCUAUCCUACGCGCGCUCUAGUACCGCCACCGGUGUGGGGCAACGAGUUGGCCGCCACAGCGGCAGCGGCGUAGCGGCCACCGGCGCAGGCGCAGGCGCAGGCGCAGCGACGCCAAUGCACGCAGCACCAGUCCCACCGGCUGACACAUCUGCAGCGACACAAGCAUGGGUGAAUUCAGUAUCGAGGCGGCCGCUACAAAGUGGCCUCGCAGACGGAGCCACUGCGGCCGACGGCGCCUCCUCUUUAACCACACAGCAACUUGCUUUGGACUCACCCUUGCCGCCCGUCCUGGUGGACCCGGCUGUGAGCGAGGUAAUGCGGCGAGUCCAGAGCGCGGAGCGGGCAUGGGCAGCUGCAGCAGCUGAGAGGAAGGAGGCCAGCACCAGUGCCGGCGCCGGCGCCAGUGUACUUGUCGAGGGCGCGAGCGCGGCAGUGCAAGCGCACGCCACCCUCGCAGAGCUGCGACAACAGAUUGCUGCUGCGGCGACGGCGGGGUCGCGAGCGCCAGGAGCGGGCAGCGCUGGCACCCCAAGUGCCGGCACGGGUUUUUGGCACGAGUCAACGAGCGCGGCGCCGGAGACGGACACGCGCACCGAGAUGGUCGUGGAGCCGGCGCGCGUCGCUGGCCCGGCCCCAGUUCCACCUGCAGCACGUCCCUCAGCUGCAACUCCGCCUCCGCCCCUGCAGCCAACUCCCGCCGCGGCCACCGCCAACAACAGAGACAGAGCGCAACGGCUGGCGCCGACGCCAGUCAGCGGAGCAGCUCAUGGCCACGUGCUUGCGGCCGUCGCCGCGGCAGAGGCGCGGACGCUGCCAACGCAUCAACCGCCGAACGCCGGGCAGCCACGCAGCACGUCGGCGCCAACGCCACCGGCACCACCUGUGCCUCGCUUGUCGCUGCAAACAGCGCCCCUGCAAGCCUUCAAGUCUUUUCCAGACCCAGAGCCUUCGGACUCACCGCGCGAGCGGGUCCGGCACACACCACGCCGCGGCGGCCGCCGAAGCCGCAGCCCAAGCCCUGGACCUAAUCCCACACGCCCUGCGCCGACUUUGCGCGGGCCCGCUGACCAGGCAGCGGCCGCCGAUGCAGCGACCCCCUCAUCUGGGAGUGCAGCCAGCAUCAUACCGGCUGCACCGAAGGCGGUAUGGGACGCGCGGCUGCCGGGAGCUGCGGUCGCAAGCGCUGGAGCGAGCCCCGCGCUGCUUCCGCCUGCGUCUAGGGCUGCUGAGCCAGCGCCUUUGCCUGCUGGCACGCACGUGCUCGAGGCAGCGGCGCCGGCACAACAGCAAGUGGAGAACGCGCACGGCGCGUACAAAGGCGGUAUGCAGCUUCCACCCCGUGUGAUGCCGUAUCGCCCCCCGGGCCACGACAACAGCCAGCCCCAUCAGCUCCCGACAACAUCUCUCAACGACAGUGCCUCCACCGUAACGCACGGGCACGACGUUGCAUGUAUCACAGAGGUGACUACGGCCACCGCUAGCACGCCCGCAAGCCGCGCCAUCGCUGCGGCCGCCGCCGGCUCUGCUCAUGCUGCGGCGAGCCCACUCCACAGCGGCGCGCCUGGCACAGCUACAGGACCCGGCCCGGCGCCCAGCAACCUGUACCCCUACCAGCAGCUGGACAGCCGGUUGCAAGUUGCAGAGGCACACAUGAGUGCGGACGCGGAGUCCGCGGCGCUGCUGAGACAGCUGGUGCUGACGCCUCGCUCGCGCAUGAUGAGCCCUUCACAGCUGGAGAGCUACCGUGUGAGCACUUCGCUGGCCGCCUCGUCAGUAGCGGACUCUUUGGCGGCCGGCGGCGACGCCAGCCUCAGCGGCAGCUUUGCCUUCGGACACGCCGGGCCGGCUGGGCUUCUGCCCUCCCACGCCAAGAAUGCGCCGCCGUUGCCCUUGCUGCAGCAGCAGCUGGGACGCAGUGUGGGCAUUGGUGCGGGCGCCGGCCGGUCUUCGGGCUUGCUGUCGCCCGUGGCGGAGCAGCGAGCGCUGGAGGCGCGGGUGCUGAAAGCGCAUGGGCUGGAUGUUGGGCUGACACCGCUGCGCGUGCUUGCGCGCAGCGCGUCAGCUGGAGAGGUAGUGCCGGGUGGGUCACCUGGUCGCUCGACAACCGCACCGGCUGUGGUCGCUGAGCACCGCAGCGCCGUGCAGCAGCGCAGCAAGCCGUGGUGGUUGCGCCUAAUGCUGGCGGUGGUGGGCCGCGGCGGCGCGACGGGAGCAGCAGCUGACUCCUCGUCCUGCUCCGGGUCGUCGUCGGAUAGCGGCGAGCGCCUGCCCAGCUACAUGCGACUGGACAGCCCUGGCAAGGCGCCGGCUCGCGCCGCAACCGAUGCACCGGCCUCUCCAAUGCAGGUGCGACUGGGCACCUCGUCUCCGUACGCAGUACGAGACUCCCGCUUCAGCUCGCCCGUACACACAGUGCCGACCUCGCCAAAGCCCGCACCGGCGACGGAAAAGCCGUCCGGCCAGUCGGCGCUCACGCCCGUCUCAGCCAGAGCGGGCACACCCGGCCGCAGCAGCGAAGCACACAAUGCAAGGCUGUCCGGUGCGACCGACAAGCGUUCUGCCAAGGGCACCCGGAGGCGCGGUGUGGGCGCAGAGGUGCAACAGGCGCUCAUCAACGCGGCGAUUACAGCGGGCGGUAUGGCGGUGGGAGUGGCGAUAGUGCUGGGUGUGGCGGGCUGGGCUGAGCGUGCGGUUGAGCGGCGGCGCUCCAGAAUGGAUGGGGAGGAGGCGCCAGCGCCCGGCUGCGGCUGCCGGCCUCAGGCUGCGCCACGGCGGCAAGCGCGUGGUCCGCAGGAGGUUGCGGAGAUAGAGGAAGGGCGUGCAGGCGUACGGCCAGGAAGGGAGGAUUAGCACCCGCGACGCUGGAAGGGCAAUCAAUGCGUCGUGCACUGCCAGCAUGGUGUGGCGUCGAUGGCAAUGCAGCGUGGCGGUUCUUACCGUCAGCACAUCUGGUGGUUUAAGCGCAAGGUGAUUCAUGGCUGGAAUGUGAACUCAAGGAUGGAAAGCAAGAAUACUGUUUGCCGCAUUACUGAAACUUACGUCGCACGCCGGGCAGGCGGCCGGAGUCUUGUCAUAGCUGCACUGUUUGGUGUCUGUCGUAAACCUUAAAGUGCACUGGAAGACAUUGUGUUCUGCUGGGCCACAACCGACGGCGAAUGCCAUAACUGUGUACGAUAGUAUUGCAAGUCACAACAACAGUCCACCUGUGCGUGUUCAUGCGUGUUCAUACUGACGAGGCAUGGAGAAAGGCCGGUAGACAUGGCCACAUUUGUGUGUUACAUUUGAUAUCAAGGUGGCGCGAACCGACAAUAAUAUGCAGUACCUACAGCACAGUAAUACAGGAACGUAAUGAUGUGGUGAAGGAGCGACACGUUUGGCGGAGUUGGCUCACUUUGAUACCGUACCGUGUGGACCGGGACGGUCUGGUGCUGGGGGUUUAGCCUUAUAUCAAGCCCUUACAUCCUCUGGGGGCGCCAAAUUGCGGGUUCUCCUUGGAGUGCAGAGAAACGCGGGAACGCGGAGGUACGGGAUGAAUAAUGAAUGUAUUGGCAACUGUUAUACUAUGGCGUAUGUACGGUAUGCUACUAAUAGGUUUGGGCACGCAAGAUGCAAGGCAGGUCCGCGAGGCAAGAAGGGGCCUUCGGGAGUACACGGUUUCGGGCACAUCGUAAUAAAAGGCCAUGGGGAGUGCAGGUGGGGUGACGCCAAAGGUGGACCUGUGAGCAGGCCGCCGUGCCAACAAAGCUUGUUGGAAGCGGAAUCCCUGUGGCCAGGGGGCAGCCCCGAAGUCGGGGAGU